This is a messenger RNA of Tetrahymena thermophila SB210, 228 nucleotides long. RefSeq lists its product as hypothetical. The transcript has a single exon. NCBI's taxonomy places the organism in Eukaryota, Ciliophora, Oligohymenophorea, Hymenostomatida, Tetrahymenidae. The record is from RefSeq and is a predicted model, not a curated record.
AUGAACUUUAAAUAUCUUUUACUAUUAGUUAUCGUCCUCUUUGCUACAGCUAGUGCUAGCUUAGAAGAAUGCUAAUCUUAGUGCGACGAGUGCUUGAAGAAUUGCAAAGAUCCUGGACAUGCUAUGGCCAUUGAUUGUUCAUCAGAAAGAGCAAAAUGUUCUGCUUAUUGCUCAAACCUUGGUCAUCCUAGCUGCUCUCCAUACAGUUUCUUGAAAAAGAAAUUUUGA